Drechmeria coniospora is the source of this 180-nucleotide messenger RNA. RefSeq lists its product as uncharacterized. Bases 1 to 180 code for a protein of 59 amino acids. The transcript has a single exon. NCBI's taxonomy places the organism in Eukaryota, Fungi, Ascomycota, Sordariomycetes, Hypocreales, Ophiocordycipitaceae. The record is from RefSeq and is a predicted model, not a curated record.
AUGGCGCGCGCCCGUUGGUGGCACGGGGGAGGGCCAUGCACCCGCGAGGAUACGGCGGGCAACGCGGGCAUGAGGUUUCUUGGCGGCCCCGAGGCGCCAGCGUCGGUCUCCCGAGGAGGCGGGGACCACGAGGGGGUUGCGAUGGGACGAGAUGGGAUGCGACGAGGAGGCGGGCUGUGA